AUGCACCCUCCUCUCAUUUCCUUUAUUACUUUGUGCCGCAGUCUUGCAGUUUCUUUGUUCGUCUACCACCCAAAAUGCCAUUAUUUCUCACUUUUCCUUUAUUACUUUGUCUGCAGUUACGCAGUUUUCUUUGUUCGUCUGCCACCCAAAAUGCCAUUAUUUCUCGCUUUUUCCUUUUAUUACUUUGUCUGCGAGUUCUUGCAGUUUUCUUUGUUCAUCUGCCAAAAUGCACCAUUACUCCUCAUUUUCCUUUAUUACUUUGUCUGCGAGUUCUUGCAAUUUCUUUAUUCGUCUGCCACCAAAAAUACCAUUACCCUCAUUUUUCCUUUAUUACUUUGUCUGCGCGUUCUUGCAAUUUUCUUUGUUCGUCUGCCACCCAAAUAUGCCAUUACUUCUCGUUUUCCUUUAUUACUUUGUCUGCGCGUUCUUGCAAUUUUCUUUUCUACUCACCCAAAAUCUUAUUUCCGCUUUCCUUGUGAUAGUUGUCUUGCAAUUCUUGCAAUUUCUUUGUUCUCUACCACCCAUCUUACCAUUAUUCUCAUUCCCUUUAUUACUUUGUCUGCACCAUUCUUGCAAUUUUUUCUUUGUUCCUCUAUUACCCAAAAUGCCAUUAUUUCUCUCUUUCCUUUAUUACUUUGUCUGCAGUUCUUGCAUUUUUCCCUUUAUUCAUCUGCCACCCAAAAUCCAUUAUUCUCAUUUUUUCCCUUAUUACUUUUGUCUCCGUCUGCGCUUUCUUGCAUUUCUUUCAUCUGCCACCCAAAAUACCAUUAUUUCUCAUUUUCCUUUAUUACUUUGUGUGCAGUUCUUGCAGUUUUUCUUUGUUCGUCUGCCACCCAAAUACCGUGUUCUUCCUUUUUCCUUUAUUACCUUUGUCUGCGAGUUCUUGCAAUUUUCUUUAUUCAUCUGCCACCCAAAAUUCCAUUACUCAUUUUCCUUUGUUACUUUUGUCUGCAGAUUCUUACAUUUUCUUUGUUCAUCUGCCACCCAAAAAUACCAUUCUCCCUCUUUCCUUUAUUACUUUGUCUUUUGCAAAAUUCUUGCAAUUUUUUCUUUGUUCAUCUGCCACCCAAAUACCAUUAUUUCUCGCUUUCCUUUAUUACUUUGUCUGCAGUUCUUGCAAUUUUCUUUGUUCCUCUACCCACCCAAAAUCAUUACUUCUCAUUUUCCUUUAUUACUUUGUCUGCAAUUCUUGCAAUUUUCUUUAUUCAUCUGCCACCCAAAAUACCAUUCUCCUCCCUUUCCUUUAUUACUUUGUCUGCAGUUCUUGCAAUUUCUUUGUUCAUCUGCCACCCAAAAAUACCAUUAUUUCUCAUUUUCCUUUAUUACUUUUUUCUUGCAGUUUUCUUUGUUCCUCUGCCACCCAAAAUACCAUUAUUUCUCCUUUCCUUUUAUUACUUUGUCUGCAAUUCUUGCAAUUUUCUUUGUUCCUCUGCCACCCAAAACUAUUUCUCAAUUACUUUGUCUUGCAAUUUCUUGCAGUUUUCUUUAUUCCUCUACCACCGUUUAUUUCCUUUCCUUUAUUACUUUGUUUGCAAUUUUCUUUUUUUGUUCAUCUGCCACCCAAAAUACCAUUACUCCUCGCUUUCCUUUAUUACUUUUGUCUCCGUUCUUGCAGUUUUUCUUUGUUCGUCUGCCACCCAAAAUACCAUUACUCCUCGCUUUCCUUUAUUACUUUGUCUCCGAAGUUCUUGCAGUUUUCUUUGUUCGUCUGCCACAAAUACCAUUAUUUCUCGCUUUCCUUAUUACUUUGUCUGCGAGUUCUUGCAGAUUUUCUUUGUUCCUCUGCCACCCAAAAUGCCAUUAUUUCUCCCUUUCCUUUAUUGCUUUGUCUGCGAGUUCUUGCAGUUUUCUUUGUUCGUCUGCCACCCAAAAUGCCAUUACUCCUCCUUUCCUUUAUUGCUUUGUCUCCGAGAUUCUUUGAUUUUCUUUGUUCCUCUGCCACCCAAAAGUACCAUUGUUCCUCGCGCUUUCCUUUAUUACUUUGUCUGCGAGUUCUUGCAGUUUCUUUGUUCUCCUUACCCAAAUACAUCUAUUUCUCACUUUCCUUUAUUACUUUGUCUGCAAUUCUUGCAAUUUUUUCUUUGUUCCUCUACCACAAAAUGCCAUUACUCCCUCACUUUCCUUUAUUACUUUGUCUGCAGUUCUUGCAAUUUUUCUUGUUCAUCUGCCACCAAAAUACCAUUAUUUCUCGCUUUCCUUUAUUACUUUGUCUGCAAUUCUUGCAAUUUUCUUUAUUCAUCUGCCACCCAAAUACCAUUCUCCUCGCUUUCUUUAUUACUUUGUCUGCAAGUUCUUGCAAUUUCUUUGUUCGUCUGCCACCCAAAAUGCCAUUACUUCUCCUUUCCUUUAUUACUUUGUCUGCGAGUUUCUUGCAGUUUUCUUUGUUCGUCUGCCACCCAAAAUGCCAUUAUUUCUCGCUCCUUUGUUAACUGUCUGCAGUUCUUGCAGUUUUCUUUUGUUCCUCUGCCACCCAAAUACCAUUACUUUCUCACUUUCCUUUUAUUACUUUGUCUGCAGUUCUUGCAGUUUUUCUUUGUUCGUCUGCCACCCAAAAUGCCAUUAUUUUCUCCUUUCCUUUUUAUUACUUUGUCUGCGAGUUCUUGCAGUUUUUCUUUGUUUCUCUGCCACCAAAUGCCAUUACUCCUCGCUUUCCUUUAUUACUUUGUCUCUGCGAGAAUUCUUGCAGUUUUUCUUUCAUCUGCCACCCAUCUGUUAUUUUCCCUUUCACUAUUACUUUGUGUCGUCUUGCAAUUUUCUUUGUCAUCUACCCAAAAAUACCAUUAUUUCUCAUUUUCCUUUAUUACUUUUUGUCUGCAGUUCUUUUAUUUUCUUUUGUUCCUCUCCACCCACAAAAAUACCAUUACUCCUCCUUUCCUUACCCUUUGUCUGCAAUUCUUGCAAUUUUCUUUAUUCAUCUACCUGCCACCCAAAUACCAUUAUUUCUCAUUUUCCUUUAUUACUUUGUGUGAGAAGUUUCUGCAAUUUUCUUUGUUCGUCUGCCACCCAAAAUACCAUUACUUCUCAUUUUCCUUUAUUACUUUUGUCUCCAGGGUUACUUGCAGUUUUCUUUGUUCGUCUGCCACCCAAAAAUGCCGUAUUUCAUUUUCCUUUAUUACCGCUGUCUGCGAGAAGUUCUUGCAAUUUUCUUUGUUCGUCUGCCACCCAAAAUACCAUUAUUUCUCGCUUUCCUUUGGCCCCACUUUGUCUGCGGAAGUUCUUGCAGUUUUUCUUUGUUCCUCUGCCACCCAAAUGCCAUUACUCCUGCUUUCUUUAUUACUUUGUCUGCGAGUUCUUGCAGUUUCUUUGUUCAUCUACCACCAUGCAUUUAUUUCUCAUUUUCCUUUAUUACUUUGUCUGCAAGUUCUUACAAUUUUCUUUGUUCAUCUGCACCACCCAAAAUACCAUUAUUUCCUUUCUUUAUUACUUUGUCUGCAGUUCUUGCAAUUUUUCUUUGUUCAUCUACCACCAAAUACCAUUAUUUCUCCCUUUCCUUUAUUACUUUGUCUGCAGAAAUUUCUUGCAGUGUUCGUCUGCCACCCAAAAUGCCUUACUCUCUUUUCCUUUUUUACUUCUGCAGUUCUUGCAGUUUUCUUUGUUCCUCUACCACAAAAUACCAUUCUCCUCUUUCCUUUAUUACUUUGUCUGCAGUUCUUGCAGUUUUCUUUGUUCAUCUACCACAAAUACCAUUCUCCCUCAUUUUCCUUUAUUACUUUGUCUGCGCAUUCUUACAUUUUUCUUUGUUCAUCUACCCAAAAUGCCAUUCUCCCUUUUUCUUUGUUACUCUGUCUGCAGCAUCUUGCAAUUUUCUUUGUUCAUCUGCCACCCAAAAUACCAUUACUCCUUUUUCCUUUAUUAAAUUUAUGUCUAAGUUCUUGCAGUUUUCUUUGUUCGUCUGCCACCCAAAAUGCACCAUUACUCCUCGUUUUUUCCUUUAUUACUUUGUCUGCGCGUUCUUGCAAUUUUCUUUGUUCCUCUACCACCAAAAUACCAUUCUCCUCAUUUCCUUUAUUACUUUGUCUGCACGUUCUUGCAGUUUUUCUUUGUUCAUCUACCACCCAAAAAUACCAUUAUUUCUCAUUUUCCUUUAUUACUUUGUCUGCAGUUCUUGCAGUUUUUCUUUGGUUCAUCUGCCACCCAAAAUGCCAUUUACUUCUCGCUUUCCUUUGUUACUUUGUCUGCAGUUCUUGCAAUUUUCUUUAUUUCAUCUGCACCCAAAGCAACAUUAUUUCUCACUUUCCUUUAUUACUUUGUCUGCAAGUUCUUGCAGGCUUUUUUCUUCCUUCCACCCAUCUUACCCUCCCAAAAUUCUUGCCAUUCAUCCCCUCCUUUCCCUUUCCUUUAUUACUUUGUCUGCGAAGUUCUUGCAGUUUUUCUUUUGUUCGUCUGCCACCCAAAUACCAUUACUCCUCGUUUUCCUUCAUUUUGUCUGCAAUUCUUGCAGUUUUCUUCAUUCUCUUAUUACUCUCCUUUUCUUUAUUACUUUGUGUACGAGUUUCUUGCAGUUUUCUUUGUUCGUCUGCCAAUACCAUUAUUCCUCCCUUUCCUUUAUUACUUUGUCUGCAGUUCUUGCAGUUUUCUUUGUUCAUCUGCCACCCAAAAAAAAGCCUUUUCUUUGUUCGUCUGCCACCAAAAUACCAUUACUCUCAUUUUCCUUUAUUACUUUUGUCUUCUUGCAAUUUUCUCUUUGUUCUCUGCCACCAAAUUUCUUUGUUCAUCUUGCCACCGUCUAAAAUGCCAUUACUCCUCUUUCUUUUAUUACUUUGUCUGCAGAGUUCUUGCAGGAUUUUUUUCGUCUGCACCAAAUACCAUUUUCCCCUCAAUUUUCCUUUUUCCUUUCUCUGUCUGCGAGUUUCUUCUUUUCUUUGUUCGUCUGCCACCCAAAAUGCCAUUAUUUCAAUAAAUCCUUUGUUAAUUGUCUGCAACUCAAUUUUACGCCUCUUUCCAUUAUUUUCUCUACUUUCCUUCUAUCCGCUUUUUCUUGCAAUUUCUUUAUUCGUCUGCCACCCAAAUGCCAGUAUUUCUCGUUUUCCUUUAUUACUUUGUCUGCAAUUCUUGCAAUUUUCUUUGUUCAUCUACCACCCAUGCCAUUAUUUCACUUUCCUUUAUUACUUUGUCUGCGAGGUUCUUACAUUUUCUUUUGUUCAUCUGCCACCAUCACCAUUAUUCUCACUUUUCACUUUAUUACUUUGUCUGAAAUUCUUGCAAUUUUCUUGUUCAUCUACCACCAUCUACCAUUAUUUCUCUUUUCUUAUUACACUUUGUGCAGAGUUCUUGCAAUUUUCUUUGUUCAUCUGCCACCCAAAAAUACAUUAUUCUCACUUUCCUUUAUUGCUUUGUCUGCAAGUUCUUGCAAUUUUCUUUAUUUCAUCUACCACCCAAAAUACCAUUAUUUCUCACUUUCCUUUGUUCGUCUGCCACCCUUGCAUUUUGCUUUGUUCACUGCCACCUCCAUUAUUUCCAUUUUCCUUUAUUACUUUGUCUGCAAUUUUUUUUUUUUUUUUUUUUAAAAUUUUCCCCCCUUUUCCUUUUUCUUUUUUUUUUUUUUUUUUUUUUUUUUUUUUCCCCCCCCCCAAAAAUUUCCUUUUUUUUUUUUUAUUUUUUUUUUUUUCCCAAUUUUUUUUUCCCCCCAAAAUUUUUUUUCCCCCGCUUUCCUUUUUUUUUUUUUUCCCCCCUUUUUUUUUCCCCCCCCUUUUUUUUUCUUUUUUUUUUUUUUUUGGGGUUCCCCGUUUUUCUUUUUUUUUUUUAAAAUUUUUUUUUUUUUUUUUUUAA
This is a messenger RNA of Acanthosepion pharaonis, 5769 nucleotides long. The record is from the annotation of a GenBank genome assembly. NCBI's taxonomy places the organism in Eukaryota, Metazoa, Mollusca, Cephalopoda, Sepiida, Sepiidae.